UCCCAGAAUGCUCUGCGGCUCGGUUGUCAACACAGGAGGAGAAGACUCAGACUGUCAAUCGAGAGCGAUUAGGAUUUUAAGAUCUUUUGAAGAGUGCGCCACGUAUAAAAAGAAAAUUGCAUCGAUAACUCAUACGUACGCUUUUUAUACAUAUUUUAAGCGCAGUGCCAAAAUUAUGCAUACAAGGAUAAUAAGGUUGUGGCCACAUGAAUUUCUUCAUAGACCAUGUCAUUGAUCCUAUUUGCAUGCAUUUUUCGGGCAAGGGACGGGCUGCCACUUUCAGCCUCAACAGAUUUUGAACAUAGUACGGAGUUGCAGGUGCGCAAACAGCAGCUGAAGUCAUUAUCAAAAUCACUAACCUUAUGUCCAGAAAGAGGAAUUGUGAAAGGAACCACUCUUAAUAUAUACUUUGCCUCUUUGGAAGGUGUUGCCUUUAUGGUCAUUUGUUCCAGCAGCAUCCCUACUGCAAUGGCUUUUUGUUUCCUGGAAGACAUCAAAUGGGAAUUUUUUUCUUCUUAUAACAACAUUGAAAUUGGAUUGGCUUCAAGGCCAUAUCCAUUCCUAGAAUUUGACAGUGUUAUUCAGAAGAUCAAGCAUCACUAUUGUCACCAUGGGAAGCCAUCCCUACAAGUAAGUCUGGCUGAUGUUGAAGAAGACCUAAGGAGAAAACCAGCAAAAGUUCUGAUGCCAGAGGAUUUGCUUUUUAGUAAUGGAACUAUAAAUGGGCAUAUCCUACACCCUUUAGAAACAUCACAGAAUCAAAAAUUGGGGCCUGUGACAGCUCUUGGCAUACUUUCCCUUGUUCUCAAUAUCAUGUGUGCAGCUUUAAACAUCAUUCGGGCAGUUCAUCUUAUUGAAAAUACAUUUCAGGAUGAUACUGAAGCAUUAUGGAAUGUUGUAUCCUUUCUUUUGGCAUUUUUCAGUUGUGUGUGUCAGUGCUACUUGUAUUUGUUUACAAUAUCUGCAAAGAACCUUCUGACAUUUACUGCACUUGUGCUUGUUGUUCUAUGUAAUAUUUUUUUAUAUGGACCUAGAAAUAUUUGGCAAAUAACCUUUCACAUAGGAGUGGCUUCCUUUUCUACAUAUUUGAUUUUGAUGAGACAACCUCAAGAAAGAAGUAGUGACUGCAAUGUUUGAAAACUGUCUGAUUUUUUAUUUAUUUGACAUCUGAUGCCACAGCAAGCCAAAGCCAAAAGUCCAGAAUUGUGUAAAGAACUAUAUUAUGGAAAUGGAUUUUUAUAAAUGCUGAAUUUUAUAUGAGAAUUAAGCACAUUCUGUGAUUUCCUUGCUUUUAUUAUUAAUGGUUUGUAUGCUGCGCACACAUGUUCAGUGUUAAUAUAUUGUCAAUUGUUCAGGUUAUUUCUUUAACUGUAUAUAGUAUCAGUGACAUACUGACUUUAAAUGAUUUUGGGGAAAAAUAGACACUUCCUCCAACUGACAUGUUUUUCUAGUGUUGUUGUGGUUAAUCCUUCUUUUUUGCUUAGUAAAUUAUUUUAUUUAUUCAUUUAUUUUCUGAAUUUCCAUAUUCUAAUAUAGCAUCACAGUGCACCAGAGUCUUCCCAGCAGUAUUAGGCACAGGUUAGAAGUGAAACUUGGAUCAUACACCAGUCCAUCUGAAGGCACACACAUACACCCUCACUUACUCAUUAAGUAUCAGUUUAAAGAUACUAGUUAACUAAACCUGCAUCCUUUAAAAUGUGAGAGGAGACCCCUGCUGAAAGGUAAGAACAUGCAAACUCCACUGAAAUCUUAGUGAUUGCAAGAUUUAAAAUCUGCACCGUAGAAUUAUGAGGUAGUAGUGCUUACCAUCACAGUAUAAGGCUCAUCAAAUUCCCUUUCAUAUUUACUAAGCUGUGUAGAGCAUAAUUGGUUUUUUAUACAUAUUAGAAACCUUUGAUUAAAGGCUGGCAUCUUCCUUAUCACAUAGGAAUAUGUAGUAGUAUUUUAACUCUUUGGUAUGUGGAGUAUUGGCACUGCAAUACCCAAAAAAUAUUACAUCUUUUGUAAUUUUUGAAGGCAAGGCUAAAUGAGUUGUGUAAUCUUCUUUUGUAACAAACUUUGUUAUGCUUCUGUGGCUGUGAAAGCAUGGGAAUUUUUUAUACGCAACUUUCUGAUUAUACUUUAACAGUUGUAAUUGUUUGUGAUCAUAAGGCAGAAGGGAUCCUUUUGGUAUGUAAUAUUUUUAUUCAAAAAUAAUGCUUUGAAUUGUAUGUACAGUACCAGAUAAUUGUUUCACUUUGCAUAAUGUUGUUUCUCCUGUUUAAUUUUUAGCCUUUUCUGCAUACUUCACUAAAUAAUCAAGAAUUGUAUAUAAUAAUAUUCUAAGACAGUUCAAAAUGUUUAUUUUAACUAAGCCAUCUUCAUUUAAAAUAAAUCCAAUGCAGUGUGCAUAGAAGUAGUUACUGAUUUCCAUAUUGUCAGAUGUUUUAGGUAUUGCUGCCUCUCACACAGCAAACAAACAUUUUACUACAAUAAUCUGAAGUUGAAUUACAACCCUGUUAAAUCUAGCUGAUGUACUGUAUCUGUUAAGUUCCAUUAACUGUCUGGUGAUGGAUAUAGUCUCCUUAUCCCUCCUAUUUUCAAUACCUUUUUCCUCCUUUCCCAGUCAUUUUUCUUCAGCUGUUCUAUGGCCUCAUUAUAUGCUUUGUUAAGUUAAAAUAUACAAACGUUUUGUAUGCACACACAAACUUUAUUACUAUUUUUAUAUCAAAUAAACCAUUAUAUUUAUUUUAACUUAAGGUCACGUUUUGGAAAUAAUUCCAUUAUGUUUGACAUAACGUUUGAUUUAAAAUUUACAUAAUGGAUAUAAAAAUGAUUAAAUACUACUUACUUUCUAUAUAAUUAAAAAAGGUUUCAGUGUGCCAUUUUAAGGAAGUGCAGCAGUUUCUUGUUUUGGCACAAAUCAAGCCUUUAUCAACUUAAUAAUUUGUGAUUAGUAUUGAUACAUAAUGAAGAUUAGCUUUUGUUAUACCUAAAUUAUGCUAAUGUAUUCAAUUUCUAUAUUUUCUGUUUUUCCAAAAAUAAAUAGAAAAGAUAGAUUGUUAUGGUAUAAGAGCAGGGCAAUACAUAUUUUACAAAUCAGGAUAUAGAGCCGAAACCUUUUCAUGAUAUUCCAGUUGAACUAAUGACAGAAAGAAGACAGAUACAGUGUGAACCACACCACAUGAUUCAUUUUUUAAUUUUUAUUAACAAUAGGAAUAUUUACUUUAAGUUAAGUUCAGCAGUUAUAAUGAAGAAGCUAGUGGACACUUGGAAGAUGUAUAAACUUUGCCCCGAUCAGAUUGCUUGCAUUUGUGUCUGGUUUUCAAAAAUUGCUUACAUAAAUUAUAUAGUAAUUUAUUUAUCGAUAUACAUCUGUGUAUUUUGUAAUAUGCUGGAAAAGCAAAAAAUGAAGCAAUGUCAUUUUGAAUUCAUAAGGUAUAAAAAAUCUAAUUAAGCCAGGUUUUCUCUUGAAAUGGUAAAUUGCCUCCGAGCAUAUUUUUCCUGUACAUUCUGGCAGCAUUUUAGUUAAUUGUAAAGCACUGCAAACUCUGUAACAGUGCAAUUAGUAAUAUUGCAGAAAAUAGUAUUUUCAAACUGUAAGGAGUUUGCUCAACAAUGUUAUUUACAAUGAAUAAUUAUAGUAUAAAUAUUAAGGUAUGCUUUGUUGAGGUAUUUCCCUUUAUAUUCAAUUUUCACUCGUGCAAAAUGAAUCACUAAUUGUGAAAAUGUUAUUUUUUUGUAGAAAAUGCAUAUUGUACGGAUACAAAUUGAAAAAAGAAAAAUGAAGAAAUGCAUGUUUAUACUAUACAAGUCUAUGUUUUUUCUACCCUUUUAAAAAUUUUACUAGUGUUAUAUGCAAGUGGCUUUCAUCAUUAGUACAUAGGUAACACAUAAGCAAACAUUAUGUUAAUAUUUUAAUUUAUUACCCAGUUAAUAAAAUAAUGCUAUUAACCUAAUUAAUGCAUGUUAUCCUGAUCUAGCUAAAGUUACCUAGUUGGCCUACAUGCUCUCUUCCUUCACUUUCAGUGGUUUUGGCCAUCCUAUUCUUCUCAUGUCAUUGCUACAUUCAUGUGCUUCUUUACAUCCCUCUCCACCUGACCACUUUAACUGUCAUGGUACCACCUCAGCAUGUUUGUCUUUACUACACGAGCUAUUUUGUGUCAACUCUGGACUUGUCUUCCUUGUCAUCUGUGGAAAUUCAGACAGCUGCUAAGUUUCUGCCAUCUUAGUAUUAACUUUCCUCAAUGUUUCUUCUUCAUUGGUCUAAUCUCACAGCCAUAUAGCAUACAGUACAUCUCACUUAAUAAUCAUUUUUCUGUAGUGUUUCUUUUCAAAACCAGAAAGGCCUCUUUAAAACUUAUGUACAACUUCCAGAAAUUUCAUGUAAGGAAUGCACCUAAUGACAAAAUCCAACCAAGUGUAGUAUUUGGGUCUCUUGCAAAUGAUUGGGUCUCACUAUAGCAUAUUGUAAAGUAAAGGACACAUGAUGAAAAAUGGGAGGAAAUUCAUAGUAUACUCAGUUGUAGAACACAACUGCAGCAUCUGUUACGUAAAAUAUUACUUUUUUGUUCAAUUGCUGAUCCUAGAACUCUUUAAAAAUACAGGCUAAGUUAGGUCCUGGGCCACAUCAAACUUCAUGUGGGUAGUAGAACUUCCAAUAAAGAAUAAUCUGCAGAAGGGUUAUAAAUCAAUGUUUUAAAAAUACAUAUUAAUGCCUAUUUCUUCAAAAGUAUUCUUGUUAGAGUACUUUGUCCAUUUAUACAUUUUGUUACUUGCCUUUGAAAUAUAUAGCUUAUGUUUGUGGUGUCAUAUCUUGUUUAAUCCAUUGAGGUUCUCUAUUAACCAUUUGACUUAAUUUUUUAAGAAGUAAUAAGUGAAGGUUCUUCCCACAAUGAAAAAAGAGAAAAGAAUAUUGGAGACACAACAUUUUCACCCUACAGCCUUCAUCUGGUGUAUACAAAUGUUUAAAUAAUGUAGAACUGGCUGUAAUUUCUUCCGUGGCAUGGAGAAACAUAAUAAAAUAUUUUAAAAAUUAACUAAAAAGAUUACCAAUAUAUAUAUUUAAAAAAACUCAUUCUGGAAGUGUGCUGGCAGCUAAAAACAAUUGCAAAUAAUGUAGAAAAGAUUUUAAUGCACAUGAACCUUUAUUUAUAUCAUAUUUAUAGCAUUGUCUUUCGUAUUUUGAAAAAUCAAAGAAACAAUUUGUUAUAAUUGUAUUUAUUAAAACUAUCCUUUAUGAGGGUCUGCUUUGCUUUUAAAAAUGUUUUCCAGACAAUGAAAGUGGUUUGUCUUCUAACUGAUAUAAAAAUGUUUACCGGACAAUGAAAGUGGUUUGUAUCAUAUUUAUAAAUAUUUUUUUAUGAAAUUAUGGUAUUUGUCUGAUAUAUGGGUGAGUAAAUAUCCCAUGUAAAUGCACUAUUAAGUUAUCUGUAGAUGAACAUAUGCUUAUUUGAUUGGUAUUGAGUAACAUCUCAACAGUAACAUUCUUAAAACAGUAAUUAUAUGUAGUAAAACUCACUAUCAAAUGAUAGUUUAAGUUUUGAGAAGUCUAAAGUUGAUAAUUUUGUUAAUGCAUAAGGGAAUGCAUAGGUAAAACCAAACCCAAAAAUGUAUUGGCUUGGCAAACUUACCAGAUCAAAAUAAAGCAAAUUCUUUUCAUGUGUUUUCAGAUACAGUUUAAUUGUCAGUACUCUAUUUUAUCAGUGAUGAAAGAGAACAUUUUUAUUAAAAAACAUACUUUUGCAACCGUA
Molecule: messenger RNA, 5732 nt
Organism: Polypterus senegalus (gray bichir)
Lineage: Eukaryota; Metazoa; Chordata; Cladistia; Polypteriformes; Polypteridae
Gene: sec22c
Product: SEC22 homolog C, vesicle trafficking protein
Exons: 7
Coding region: 226-1137 (303 amino acids)
Biological process (GO): endoplasmic reticulum to Golgi vesicle-mediated transport
Source: RefSeq, a predicted model, not a curated record